GCCCAAGUAAAUUACGUGUUGGUCCCUUCAGACCCUUGCUUGGCACCACCGCCAGCGGUGGUCCAGCCAGUCGUCCUUCCUUUGGUUGCAGGCACGUGCGAGACAGACCCGGCGCAGCCCCUUAUCAUUGACGCUUGCGAGACUCGCAGUCUUACGUGCAACAAGGGCCCGCCUUUCAGCCUGGGCACGACCGCGGUCAGCUGCAUCACCCCCCUCCCGGACGGGGACGAAACUCAAGUCAACUUAGACGUUGUCGUGUCAGAUACCGAAGCGCCUGUGAUUGACGACAAGUGCCAAGAGGUGACAAAGCACAUUAAAGUGUGCCAACGACAACCUCUGAGCUUCGACGUCCCCGCUGUUACAGACAACUGCCCUGGAGCUGGGGAAGCCGUAUGCAGCCCAGCGCCAGGGUCAGUUUUUCGGCUGGGACGCACCGAAGUGAAGUGCACUGCUACGGACGCAUCAGGGAACGUGGCACAGUCGAACUUCUCCGUCAACACUGUUUGCGAAGGCGUGCAGCCACCGCGCAGGCGAAUCCGGCGCAAUUUUAG
Molecule: messenger RNA, 551 nt
Organism: Symbiodinium pilosum
Lineage: Eukaryota; Dinophyceae; Suessiales; Symbiodiniaceae
Source: the annotation of a GenBank genome assembly